Molecule: messenger RNA, 3207 nt
Organism: Striga asiatica
Lineage: Eukaryota; Viridiplantae; Streptophyta; Magnoliopsida; Lamiales; Orobanchaceae
Source: the annotation of a GenBank genome assembly
AGAGAAAAAAAAUCCACUUUCACCCACUCAGUAUAUUCUAUCUAAUCCACACAACUGUUGAGCAAAAAUACAAACAGAAAAAGUGAAAGCAUAUUUAAGAGGAGCCAUUAUCCUACAAAAAGAAGCUCCUCCUUCUUUCUAGUAAGUGCGUAUUUUAUUGUUAUUAUUUAUUUUUUUUAAAAAAAAAUGUUAAUGUAGGUGACCCAUUGAUGUAUGGUGAUGAGUUGGAACGCUUUGUGAGUGUGAAACUAUAAUUUAAGCAAAGUCAUUUCGUUCUCGUACAUUGUUACAGACGAUGUUUUGUAAGAGCCCAUUUUACAACUAGCUUUUCUUUAGUCGUUCAUCCUGCCAACACCACUUUCUUGGUGUUUUUCUCGAAGAUUAUCGUGCCGGGCCCUCUUUUAUUUCCAAAGGGUUUCUGAAUUUUUUUGAAUUUUUUGGGCAUUUGCUCAGAAGGGAUAUCUACAUAACUGAAGCCAGAUAUUAGCUAAUCCAAGGAAUGUGUUUUCUGUAAUUUUGAGGCGGCCGGAGAUGGAUAUUGAAAGCUGGAGCCCUGAAAAUCGUGUAAAGAAGGAAUCAUGGAGGACAGUAUUGACAUUGGCUUACCAGAGCUUGGGUGUUGUGUAUGGGGAUUUAAGCACUUCACCUUUGUAUGUCUACAAGAGCACUUUUGCAGAGGACAUUCAACAUUCAGAGACCAAUGAGGAAAUAUUUGGAGUUUUAUCUUUUAUUUUCUGGACCUUAACUAUAAUUCCUCUGCUUAAAUAUGUCUUCAUAGUGCUUAGAGCUGAUGAUAAUGGUGAAGGGGGCACUUUUGCUUUGUACUCCCUUUUAUGCCGACAUGCCAAAGUCAGCGUUUUGCCAAACGGCCAACUUGCCGAUGAAGAUAUAUAUGAGUACAACAAAAAUGAUAUCACAUCUGGUAAUAAUAAUAAUAAAGGUUUUGGUAAGAAACUGAGAUUAACUCUGGAAAAGCAUAAGUUGCUCCAGAGGAUGUUGCUUACUUUGGCUUUGAUUGGGACUUGUAUGGUUAUUGGUGAUGGAGUUCUUAUGCCUGCAAUUUCUGUUUUUUCUGCAGUAUCUGGGCUGGAGCUUGUUGUUUCGAAGCAUCAUCACCAUUAUAUAGAAGUUCCAGUGGCUUGUGUAAUCCUGCUGUUUUUGUUCUAUCUUCAACAUUACGGGACCCACAGGCUCGGAGUUAUAUUCGCUCCGAUUGUGAUAACCUGGCUUUUCUGCAUAAGUGCUAUUGGCUUAUACAACAUUUUCCACUGGAAUCCACUUAUUUAUAAGGCACUUUCUCCUUAUUACAUGUACAAGUUCUUGAAAAAGACUCAAAAACGAGGCUGGAUGUCACUCGGAGGUAUUUUAUUGUGUAUAACGGGCUCAGAGGCCAUGUUUGCCGAUCUUGGGCACUUCUCUCAGUUAUCCAUCCAGAUAGCCUUUAGCUUUGUAGUCUAUCCAUCCUUAAUCCUUGCUUACAUGGGACAAGCUGCUUAUCUAUCCAAACACCACAUAAUGGAGAGUGACUAUCAUAUUGGAUUCUAUGUAUCAGUACCAGAGAAGUUCAUUUUCUUUCUAUUUAAUGCAGAAAUGCUAAGAUGGCCAGUUCUUGCAAUUGCUAUACUCGCCGCUGUUGUGGGAAGCCAAGCCGUUAUAACCGGGACUUUUUCCAUAAUUAAGCAAUGUUGUGCACUCGGCUGCUUCCCUCGGGUCAAAAUUAUUCACACUUCGUCUAAAAUGUGCGGCCAAAUUUACAUUCCCGAAAUCAACUGGACUUUGAUGAUCCUCUGUUUGGCUGUUACUGUUGGAUUUAGGGACACUAAGCACAUUAGCAAUGCAUCAGGUCUUGCCGUUAUAACCGUCAUGCUCGUCACGACGUGCCUCAUGUCCCUCGUCAUCGUCUUGUGCUGGAACCGAAAUGUCCUUUUCGCCCUCGCCUUCAUACUCCUCUUCGGCUCGGUCGAGGCCCUCUACUUCUCGGCCUCCCUCAUAAAGUUCCUCGAGGGCGCGUGGGUCCCGGUCGCCCUCUCCCUCGUCUUCCUCGCCGUCAUGCACGCGUGGCACUACGGCACCCUCAAGAAGUACGAGUUCGACGUGCAGAACAAGGUCUCCAUCAACUGGCUAUUGGGCCUGGGCCCGAACCUCGGCAUAGUUCGGGUCCGCGGCAUCGGGCUCAUCCACACCGAGCUCGUCUCCGGCAUUCCCGCCAUUUUCUCCCACUUCGUCACGAAUCUUCCCGCCUUCCAUCAGGUCCUUGUUCUGUUCUGUAUAAAGUAUGUGCCCGUGCCACAUGUCAGGCCCGAAGAGAGGUUCUUAGUGGGCCGAGUUGGGCCCAAGGAGUAUCGGGUCUAUCGUUGCAUAGCCCGAUAUGGGAUUCGUGACACGCUCGUUGAUGACGUGGAGUUCGAGAAGGAUCUCGUUUGCAGUAUAGCCGAGUUUAUCAAGUUGGAGGGCGGGCCCAGCGGGCCCAGUUCGGAGGGUUCAUUUACCGAUGGAGAAAAUGAGCGGAAGAUGGCCGUGAUUGGGACGCAGUUGGGCCAUGGCAAUGAGGAUGAAUUGGGCCCGGAUUUGGGCCUGAGGAGAAGGGUGAGGUUUGUUGUACCGGAAAGCCCGAGGAUUGAUCGGGAGGCCCGAUUAGAGCUGAAGGAGCUUAUGGAGUCGCGGGAGGCUGGGAUGGCGUUUAUAUUAGGGCACUGUCAUGUGAAGGCGAAAAAGGGGUCGGGAUUGAUAAAGAGGCUCGUGAUUAACGUGGGGUACGAUUUUUUGAGGAGGAAUUCGAGGGAGCCGACGUACGUGUCGAGUUUUCCGCGGGCGUCGACUUUGGAGGUGGGGAUGGUUUAUCAAGUAAAUUCCGACGAUUGGGAGCGAGCUUCGCCGUCCGGCGAAGAACAAGAGAAUCUCCUACAGAUAUGGUGGCGCAGGAGGGUAAGGCCGCUGAACAAGGUGAGGGAAUGGUCGGAGCUCGUGGCCGGGCCCCGGUGGAAGACGUUCGUCCGCCGGUUCAACAGGACCGGCGGCGGCCGGCUCAGACCUGGAAAAUACCGAUACGACCCCCUCGGCUACUCCCUCAAUUUCGAUGACGGCCAGGGGCAAAACGGUCAAUUUGAGACCUCGCGUGAUUUCUCCUCGCGCUACACGAAGGUCCCCGUCCAGAGCGGCCAAUCGGAGGGUGCCACAUCGUCCGCGUUAAAUACGUCGGGUGGCUAA